Messenger RNA from Oncorhynchus nerka (sockeye salmon), 666 nucleotides. RefSeq lists its product as uncharacterized. Lineage: Eukaryota; Metazoa; Chordata; Actinopteri; Salmoniformes; Salmonidae. The transcript has 2 exons. The annotation marks the transcript as partial. The record is from RefSeq and is a predicted model, not a curated record.
GAGAGGAAGAGAGAGACGGAGAGAGGAAGAGAGAGACGGAGAGAGGAAGAGAGAGACGGAGAGAGGAAGAGAGAGAAAGAGAGACGGAGAGAGGAAGAGAGAGACGGAGAGAGGAAGAGAGAGACGGAGAGAGGAAGAGAGACGGAGAGAGAGAAGACGGAGAGAGGAAGAGAGAGGAGAGAAGAGAAGAGAGAAGAGAAAGACGAGAGGAAGAGAAAGAAGGAGAGACGGAGGAAGAGAGAGAGACGGAGAGAAAGAGAGAGACGGAGAGAAGAGAGACGGAGAGAGGAAGAGAGAGAGAGACUGAGAGGAAGAGAGAGACGGAGAGAGAAGGAAGAGAGAGAGGAAGAGAGACGGAGAGAGAGGAAGAGAGAGGAAGAGAGACGGAGAGGAAGAGAGAGACGGAGAGAGGAGAGACGGAGAGACGGAGAGAGGAAGAGAGAGAGGAAGAGAGAGACGGAGAGAGAAGAGAGAGAGAGAGAGACGGAGAGAGGAAGAGAGAGACGGAGAGAGGAAGAGAGAGAGAGAGAGACGGAGAGAAAGAGAGAGAGGAAGAGAGAGACGGAGAGGAGAGAGAGAGAGAGAGAAGAGAGACGGAGAGAGGAAGAGAGAGACGGAGAGAGGAGAGAGGAAGAGAGAGAGAGGAGAGAGAGAGAGAAGAGAGAG